UACAUUUCAAGAGUGAAACCCUUCAAACAAACAACAAAACAAAACAAGAAGAGAUGGCGAUGGUGACAAAGGCUAUUGUUGACGGAGUGAAUCAAAGGCUUGGAAACUUGCUAAUUGAAGAAAUCAAGUUCUUGUUUUCAGUCAGAGACAAAGUGGAGAAAGCAAAGAUCAAGCUGCAGUGUAUCCUGGCCUUGUUGGAAGAUGCAGAUACUUUCGUAAGAAAUGGUGAUAGGAGAGUGUAUCUACUGGUUGUUAAAGCCAGGGAGACUUCUUACGACUUGGAGGAUGUGAUCGAAGCUUAUGUCUUCAAAGUGGCUUCUGAUAAGAGCCGUGGACGUAUCGCACGUGCACUGAAAGAGUCUGUUCACGUACUUGUUGUCCGGGAAGUUGGAAAAACCAUAGACAAGAUCUCAUCCAACAUUGAUACCUGGACUUCACAGUUACAGAGUUAUGGAGUUCAGAGGUCAUUGGAAAGGGCAGCCGAGACUUCUCCAAGGCACGCCCAGGAGCAAAGGCAGCUGAGGCGAGCUUAUUCUCACGUUGAGGAGAAUGACAUUGUUGGAUUCGACAGAGACAUCGAAGAAUUGGUAACCCUUUUGACUUCGGAAGAGAAUGCUCACAGGCAUAGGGUGAUCUCCAUCUGUGGGAUGGGUGGCUUGGGGAAGACUACCCUUGCCAGAAAAGUCUAUCACCAUCCCCAAGCCAGAGCUCACUUUGACUGUUUUGCCUGGGCUUCAAUAUCUCAGCAAUGUUCUGUCCGAGAGGUAUGGGAAGGGAUUUUGUUUGCCUUGGCUUCUCCCACACAAGCCAAAAAACAGGAAAUCAGAGGCAUGGAGGAUAGUGAGCUAGCCAAGGAGCUUUACAACCUUCAAAAACAGAGAAAAUGUUUGGUACUGCUUGAUGAUAUUUGGACUACUUCAACUUGGGAUUCUCUAAAAGCUGCAUUCCCUCGAGAUGGAACUGACAGCAAGAUUUUACUCACUACUCGGAUAAAGAGUGUUGCUUUGCAUGCGGAUCGAAGUGGAGUGAUUCACGAACCUAAGUGCCUCGACGAGAAUGAGAGCUGGGAGUUGUUUCAGAACAAGUCCCAUUUUGGAAACGAUCCAACAAGCUCAUCAUUAGAGAAUGAAAGAAAGGAAAAAAUAGGACGAGAAAUGGUUAAACAUUGCGGUGGUUUGCCAAUAGCCAUUAUCGUGCUUGGUGGGCUUCUUUCUACAAAACACACAAUCGUAGAAUGGGAGGCGGUGAAGAAGAAUGUAAUGAUGUACAUAAGUAAAGGCAGGCCACAUGAUAACUCAGAAUACGGUGGCGUUUCAUGGGUGUUGGGUUUGAGUUACGAUGAGUUGCCACUUUACUUGAAGCCUUGUUUUCUAUACUUGGCUCGUUACCCCGAAGACUUCAAUAUACAUGUAAAAGAAUUAUGCCUUUUAUUGAUGGCAGAAGGGUUCGUAUCAUUAAGGGGAAGCUCAAUGGAUUCUGUGGAGGAUCUGGCAUAUGCUUACUUAACUGAGCUGGUGGAGAGAAGCAUGAUUCAGGUGGAGAGUUGGGGUUCAACGGGAAGAAUGAAAACAUGUCGUAUUCAUGAUCUGAUGCGAGAUCUGUGCUUGUCCAAAGCCAAAGAGGAAGACUUUCUUGAGUUUGUUGAUUUAAGGAACAAAAAAAAGGACGAGCCAUUGUCUGUAUCGGUCGCAAAUGUACGGAGAGUUGCCAUCUACAGUUUUAGUGAAUGUGCUGAUGAUUUCUACCAUGUUAUCGAUCGUGCAAGUUGCUCUCUGAGGUGUCUUACUAUUGCUUUUGGAGUAUUGGAGUGGAGCCUUGAUUUCAAUCGCUUUAAGGUGCUUAGAGUCUUGAAACUUAAUUUUCAACUUAAGGAGAAGUCGUUUGAGAAAAUUGGGAAUCUUAUCCACCUAAGGUUUUUGAGUAUGCAUAAUACAAUUCGAAAUAUCCCACCUUCUAUUGCCAAUUUGAAAUGCCUGCAGACUUUGAAUCUAGUAAGGUGCAAAAUAAUAAAUCAUGAACUACCAAAAGGAAUGUGGAAGUUGAAGGAAUUGAGGCAUUUAUGCUUGCCUAGCUACUGUGGAUAUGGUAAUAGUUUGAUGGGGUUAAGUAACCUUAGAAAGUUACAAACACUAGCAUGUGUUCGAACUAAAUGCCUUGAUAGGAACGAUCUUUUGCAAUUGACGAAUCUCAAAAAAUUAAAGAUUGAAGUGGAUUCAAAUUUGAGGACAAUUUUCCAUGAUCCACCAAUUGUAACAAUGGAUGGUCUUUGGGAUUUACAUGUUCAAUCUAAUCUCCCGGGCGAAACAGAUAUUGUUCCUACAAUAUUAUGCUACCCUAAAAUUUAUAAGCUGAAACUGUGGUUGCCUAUACUAAAAUUACCAGAAGACAACCAAUUCUCUCCAAACCUUACCAAGUUAGAGUUGCGCAGAUGUAAUCUCAAGAAUGAUCCAAUGCCAACCCUAGAAAAGUUAUCGAGUUUAAGAGUCCUAUCUCUUGGUGAUAAUAGCUUUGUGGGGGUUGAGAUGGUGUGCUCGAAAGGAGGUUUCCCUCAAUUGGAAUCUCUUCAGAUUAGUGAUUUGAAUGAGCUAGAAGAGUGGAAGGUGGAGGAAGGGGCCUUGUCUAGUCUUCGCUCUUUGACGAUUGAUCAAUGCCAGAGAUUGAGGAGAGUUCCAGAUGGGUUAAGACACAUUACAAGUGUUGAAAUAAUGAUACAUUCCCUUCCAUUUUGAUAGUAAUUUUGUUUAAUAUUACUAUGUAAAUGCAGAAUGAGAUCUGAGAGAUGAUGAAUUCGAAGGGUUUCGAAGAAGAGCCAUGAGUUAGCAGGGGAGCUGAGCUGGUGCUGCGCACUCAUUUUACACUCUUCUUUUUUACUUUCUCCAAUUUGAAGCUAUUUGAAUAAAUUUGUAGUAACACAAAGCUAUUUUCACUGAUAUAUAAUCAUUUAAAAUUGUAUGUACCGCACCAAUAUUAUUGUUAUAUCCAUAAACCUACAUGUCUUGAUGAAAAUCAGAGUUGUUGGGAAUUGUUUCACAACAAAUGUUUAGGAAAGGUUCAAACAAGUAAUACA
This is a messenger RNA of Humulus lupulus (European hop), 3067 nucleotides long. Its product is annotated as probable disease resistance protein RF9. Gene Ontology annotation, biological process: defense response to other organism. Gene Ontology annotation, molecular function: ADP binding. The coding region runs from base 54 to 2729 and encodes 891 amino acids. The record is from RefSeq and is a predicted model, not a curated record. NCBI's taxonomy places the organism in Eukaryota, Viridiplantae, Streptophyta, Magnoliopsida, Rosales, Cannabaceae. The transcript is spliced from 2 exons.